Messenger RNA from Cololabis saira (Pacific saury), 1018 nucleotides. RefSeq names its product nuclear factor of kappa light polypeptide gene enhancer in B-cells inhibitor-like 1 (gene nfkbil1). Bases 1 to 645 code for a protein of 214 amino acids. Gene Ontology annotation, biological process: canonical NF-kappaB signal transduction. NCBI's taxonomy places the organism in Eukaryota, Metazoa, Chordata, Actinopteri, Beloniformes, Belonidae. The transcript has 2 exons. The record is from RefSeq and is a predicted model, not a curated record.
AUGUGCUCCCCGAGGAACCGCGGAGGAGACACGGUGCUGCACGUAGCGGCGAGCAGGGCGCUCAAACACGGAGAAGCUGCUGAUGAUUUUCUCCCUGUUGAUGAGGAUGAUGAAGGGUUUGGAGACCGGGCUGAUCGUAUCAAAAAAGAAUACUUUGAAAAGAAACACGCUGAAGCUCAAAGACUUGCAUCGUUUUCGAGAUUGAAAAAGUUGAAAAGGCGAGAACAGGAAAAGGAAAGCCAUAAGGAGCUGCAUGAACGACUGCAAAGAGCAGCACGUAAAGAUGAAGAAACUCUGCAGGGAAGGAAACGUCAGUAUGAUGAGAAGUGUGCUGCUACUUUUAAUGGUUCUUCCUCAUCAGAGAACACAAAGCUGAGCUACAGUGACAUCCCCUGGCCAGCUCCGAGAGGCACAGUUCAGGAGAUGGUGGAUGUGAUGCUGCACGGCCUGGAUCGAAAAUAUGUGUGGUUGUUUCGCAAAGCUCUAAGGAAGCAGCAAGUGCUUUGGCAUCCAGAUAAAUUUGCCCAACGUUGUGAAGCUCGGUUAUUGGAGAAGGACAAACGGCACAUCCUGGACACAGUCACAGCUCUGUCUCAGGAGCUUAACAAACUGGCUCAGAAGUGUCGGGCCACAGCCCUGUGUUGAACAUGGAAAGACUUAAUUUAGAUUCUGAGGUCUAGGUCUGAGGCCCAGCAUAGUUAACAUAUUUAACUAGUUUAGUUUUACGUUGUGAGCCAGACAGCUGAUCCCGUCAAAACUGUGUUUAUUACCUAAGUGUGUUUGUUUAUUUUACUGUUUGUCUACUGUUGCAUCCACGUUGCUGGAUCUUGAUGACAUGUUCUUCCUCUCCUACUAACCCAUUUAUUCCAAGUGUUGUUUCACUAUCUUUUAACACUUGUGUAAACAAAUUCUGAUUCAUUUGAAUUAGAGAUGUUGUCAUACAUUUCUUUAGAAUAAUCUGAUUCUGAUUAACUAUUUCCAAGAAAUUCAUCUAGAGUGUGGUUCUUGGUUCUUAAAA